Messenger RNA from Astyanax mexicanus (Mexican tetra), 2105 nucleotides. It is a transcript of the gene polr3c, whose product is annotated as polymerase (RNA) III (DNA directed) polypeptide C. The record is from RefSeq and is a predicted model, not a curated record. Gene Ontology annotation, cellular component: RNA polymerase III complex. Gene Ontology annotation, biological process: DNA-templated transcription. Bases 161 to 1786 code for a protein of 541 amino acids. The transcript has 15 exons. Lineage: Eukaryota; Metazoa; Chordata; Actinopteri; Characiformes; Acestrorhamphidae. Gene Ontology annotation, molecular function: single-stranded DNA binding.
UGAAUCGGUUCUGUAAGCGCGUGUGAGGUGUGUGUAGUAGCCGGUGUGUGUGAGAGGGUUUAUAGAUUAAUCCAGUAUUAAAUUCUGUAAUAAUUCAGUUCCUGCCCGGUUUAUUAAAGCGGUGCGGAGCAGCACUGCAGUGCAGACCGGAGACCCAAAGAUGACGGCGCAGGAGGUGCGGUUGUGUGGGCUGCUGCUGCAGGAGCAUUUUGGGGAGGUGGUGGAGAAGAUGGGGACGGAGCUCCUGAGGAGUGGAGCUCUAAACCUGAGAGCUUUAGCCCAUCAGACCAGCACCCCACUCGACCUGGUGAAGAAGUCUCUGUGUGUGCUGGUCCAGCAUGGGAUGUGUGUGUUUGGACCGGGCCGCCGGGGUCCCGGGGGUCCGGUGGAGUACACGGCUAACUGUGAGCGUAUUCUCUACAUGCUGCGCUACCCACGAUACAUCUACACCGCCAAGAGCCUGUACGGAGACACUGGCGAGCUGGUGAUCGAGGAGAUUCUCCAGAGGGGUCAGAUGACCAUGAGCUGCACCGUGAGGACCGUCGCCGACCGGCUGACCCACAGCAUGGAGGAUGGUCAGAGUAUGGAAUACAGUGAGGUCAUCACUGCGUUUACCCGGUUGGUGGAGACCCAUUUCCUGCAGCGCUGCCCUCCAGUGGACAGUAUGGGAACAGCUGGAAAAGCAUCUUCAGGAUCAUCGGACGCUUCCGCUGUUCCCCAGCCUGCUCGGCCCGAGACUCACCCAGACUGCUAUCUAAUACCACAGGUCCACCUCACCGGUCGGGGGAAACGACGGCGGUCGAAUGAAGACGGAGAGGCAGAAGAAAUAAAUGCAAAAAAACCCAGACUGGAGAAUGAGGUGUGUGGUGAUGAGGGGAUUUUCUGGCAGGUGAAUUUUGAGAGGUUUCAUCUGCAUUUUAGACAUCAGUCCAUCAUCAGUGCUGUGGCCUCCAAACUGGACCCGACGAGCAGUGAGAUCGUGAGGACCAUGCUGAGACUGAGUGAAGUUACCACACCAGCUAACACUGCACACACACAGGCCCUUUCAGCCAACGAGAUAUUUAGAGCUCUUCCUGUCAGCUACAACAUCAGCAGACCCAUUCUGGACCAGUAUCUCACUCUACUGGUGGACGAUCCGAUGGAGUUCGUCAGUAAGACGGGAGACAGUGGAGGAGGAAUGUAUGUCGUCAAUCUGCACAGAGCACUAGCUAACCUGGCCAGAGUUACACUGGAGUCUGUGGUCCAGGAGAGGUUCGGCUCGCGGUCGGCGCGGAUCUUCCGGCUGCUGUUGAGAAAGAGACACCUGGAGCAGAAGCAGGUGGAGGAUUUUGCGAUGAUUCCGGCGAAGGAGGCUAAAGAUAUGCUGUACACCCUGCUCUCCCAAAACCUCGUCCAGCUGCAGGAAAUCCCCAAAACCCCCGACUUCGCCCCGUCCCGCACCUUCUACCUCUACACCGUCAACCAGCUGCCCACUGCCCGCCUACUGCUGCACAACUGCUACAAGGCCGUGGGUAACCUGAUUGAGAGGAGGCUGUUUGAGACCAAAGAAAACAGGCGUCUGUUGGAGAAGUCUCAGCGGAUCGAGGCGAUCCUGGCGUCGCUGCAGGGCGGCGGGGCGGACGCGGCUCAGCUGAGUGACGUGGAGGAGAUGAUCACCGCGCCGGAGAGACAGCAGCUGGAGGCUCUCCGCCACCACAUCAACAAGUUGGACUCCAGUGAAAACCAGGUGGACGAGACCAUCUUCCUCCUGGAGUCUUACAUUAACUCCACCCAGUCCUCACACUGAACUGUGUGUGUGUGUAUGUGUGUGUGUGUGUGUGUGUGUGUGUGUGUGUGUGUGUGUUUGCGCGUUUGUAAGGGAAUAAUUUGUGAAUAAUUUGCUUUGUAUUUUUGCUAUACUUAAAUGUAUUAAAGCUAUAAUUAUUGAUUAUAAAAAGAACAUCACAGUUGUGUUUUAUUUUAUUUUACUGCUAGAAAAAGAAAGAAGCAGUGCACUAGUGAUAAACUCUGUGCACUAGUGAUAAACUCUGUGCACUAGUGAUAAACUCUGUGUUGUUUUGUGUUUGUAAAUUAAUGGAUAAAUAAAAAAAAUCUAACAAGUUUCA